AUGUUCACCACCAAGCCUCUGAGCUCGAUCAAGAAUGCCAUUCCCUCGAUCCACCAACCCUUGCCUCUUUCCUCAAAAGAUUCGAGGAGGCUCCUCGACGUCUUGAAGACAUCCUUCCGCCACAAUCUCGACAAAGAGCAUGGUUACACUCCCGAAAAUGCCGACUCCUCCGCCUCCAAACACUCUUCCACCUCUCACAACGCACAUCACCGGCCGACUGACCGCCAUUUGCGCGCCAUCCUCUCCAACCCCUUGUUCAAGAACGGCAUCCAGCCCAAGAACGUGUCAUCCGCAACCCCACGAGACCCAAUGGAGGUCUUUGACGAGGCCGUGUCGCGGGGCAUGAUGACAAGAAAGGCGGCAAUCGGUUGUCUGCGGACUAAGCGCCAGCAGAUUCUCCAGUCGAGCGCCAUUUCGGUUCCUGACGCUAUGAAGGCAUCCGCAGCCGGCUCGCGGGUCGUUCAGUGGCUCAGGUCGUCCGGCAUGGAACGGACACUUGACUUCCUCGAAGACUUAUCGUUCGUCCAAGAGCUUGUGCCAUUCAUGGUGGCAGAAGGGUUGGAGGAGGUAGCAUGGGUUUGGGCAGACCGACUGGUUCAGAGCGAAGGCCCGGCAGAGGAGAACAGCAAGAUCGUGGGAUCCCUGGUCGCCAGUCUGGUAUGGUCCAAGUCAGACGUGAUGGACAGGAACCUCGACACGGCCUUUUCGGCGCUACUCAGAGCGGAUGCAACAUGGAAGUCGGCCCCCCAGCAAUCUGGGAUCCUGCUGCAUCCUUGGCGGCUGCUAUCCUGGAGGUCGACCGUCGAAGCAUGGAAAAGGCCACUGCCGUCAGCUGCGCUUUUUGAGUCGUAUUUGGGAACUGCCAAUCGCAUCGGGCGGCCCAUGCAACUUGACCGCGCACAUUUGGAGCUUCACCAUCCCACCAAACCCAACCAUGAAAGCGCCUUGAAAUUCCUACAAGACGAUCGCCUCAGCAGUUCAGUCUUCAUCCACCAUCUGGCCACAAGAGUCAUAUACAUGGGCAUGGAUGCCGUCAGCCACCUCACAAAACUUGGUCGGACCGACGAGGCCGAAGAUCUCCUUCACCUGCUCCGAUCCAGAUUCUCGGAAGAGGUCUGGCUGAGGCACCGGUCUCGUACCAUCCCGUUUGUGUGA
Messenger RNA from Colletotrichum navitas, 1155 nucleotides. RefSeq lists its product as uncharacterized. The coding region runs from base 1 to 1155 and encodes 384 amino acids. The transcript has a single exon. NCBI's taxonomy places the organism in Eukaryota, Fungi, Ascomycota, Sordariomycetes, Glomerellales, Glomerellaceae. The record is from RefSeq and is a predicted model, not a curated record.